CCGCCGGCCACCAUACAUGCGUGUAAAAGUGAAGUACGGUGUCCAGUGCUCGCAGCUUCACAGAUUAACAACACAUUUGAUUGGUUUAAAAUCCGCGUGCCCACCACUCUAAAAACUAACAGGGGUCAUUGUAUAUUUGUGGAGUUGUUGAAGCGCGCUAUACAUCUGAGCGCCUCACGGGACAAUCCUCUAGAUUAGCGGUUGACGCAGAGGAUGGAUUUCGUGGAUAGCAACCUGAUACUGUACGGUACUGGUCGGUAUACAGGGACGGGAUGAUCUAGAAUGGACGAAUGAAAUGCUUUAAAUGUAACGUAUUUCGAUACUCUUCCUAUUAUCAAAUUAGUCCGUCGUUAUAAAGAUAGAAUGUGUGUAGUCCUAAUCGUUAAAUAGGCUAGAUGAGCUAUGACGGGAGAGCUAAAUAUGGACCAUUCCUGUUUCGAUUCCAAAAUGAAGAGACCCAACGGAAUGACGGCAGAUUUGGUGCGUUACAACACGGUAUUGUGGGACGUUUGUGAUGGAGCCGUUUAACUUUCUCACUAAAACAAGCAGAUGUAAGAAUGCGUAACGGUACUUUAAUGGUUGGAAGUAACAUCUAAACCUUUUGCCUAAAAUGAAUGUAUUGUCGGGUUCUGCUUGCUCACUAACAUCAGAUAACAAUCUCAGGUAUACAAGCGUAGACUACAUUUAGCUGGCAUGCCAAGUGUGUGAAUAGGAGGAACUUUAAAAUAUCUAUCCCGCCAUUGUGCCCUUGGGUAGGGCACUUAACCUAUAACCUGCUCCAGGGCCGCUGUUUCUGCCACUGACCGACCGGUGCCUCUCUCUCUCAACGUGUGUGUUUCUUCACCUAGGAGGGUUUGGAAAGGCAGAAGACAACUUUACUUUUGAAGUUUCACCCAACAAUGGACUACACGAUUAUAUUCUACUCUGUUCUGUUGUCGUAGAACACCGCAGUUCAAAAUGAACGUGUUGAAAAUGAGGAAAGCCGUAUUAAAAGAAGCGGUUAAACGCUUUCCAUGGCUUGCCAACAUUACUCUGUAUGGCUGCCUGUUUGCCGGCGGCGACUUUGUUCAUCAGAUGAUCGCACAAAGAGAAGAGAUGGACUGGAAACACACCAGAAAUGUUGCCAUAGUGGCCAUCAGCUUCCAUGGAAACUUUAAUUAUUUCUGGUUGCGGGCUUUGGAAAGCCGUUUCCCGGGAAAAUCUCCCGGAAUGCUCUUCCGCAAACUGCUCCUGGACCAAAGUUUUGCAUCACCCUUGGCAACGAGUGUCUUCUACACAGGAGUGAGUUUCUUGGAGAAUAAAGACGACGUCUUCGAGGACUGGAGAGAAAAGUUCCUCAACACGUACAAGACUGGACUCAUGUACUGGCCUUUCAUGCAGUUCCUAAACUUCAUCCUGAUGCCUCUGUACCUGAGGACAGUCUUCAUGGGCUGCUGUGCGUUCCUGUGGGCCACCUUCCUGUGUUUCUCCCGGCAGAGUGGGGACGGUACGGCCAGUGUUGCCCUCGCCUUCGUCCUGUAUCCCAAACAGAGGCUGCAGGCCGCCCGGGAGGCCCACCUCGCCCGCAAGAAACAGAAAGAAGAGGAGGAACAGCAGCAGAGCACUGGCAACUAAAUGAAUUGGUUCAAUGAGAUUUGAUUCAAUUCAGGAAACAGAAAACAGAAGAGGACCUGAGCACUGAGAACUGAACUGAAUUGGUUCAAUGAGAUUCGAUUCAAUUCAGGAAACAGAAAACAGAAGAAGACCUGAGCACUGAGAACUGAACUGCUAAAAUGUUAUUUCAAUUGAAUUUCAACAAAACGUAGUUAUAUCUCCCUGUCUUCAAGGGCAACAAGGCAAGGAACGAGGGCAUGGUUAGAGGGUGAGAACACAACGUCAUCAUGUGAGGCCAGGGCAGGCUCUCACACCUUACAAAAAACACAAAAAAACACAGUGAGAAUUGAAUCUGUUGGAUUGAAUGUAACUUUAUUGAUAUCCUCGGGGGCAAGGAGGAGUGAAUAUAACUUUAUUGAUAUCCUCAGGGGCAAGGAGGAGUGAAUAUAACUUUAUUGAUAUCCUCAGGGGCAAGGAGGAGUGAAUAUAACUUCAUUGAUAUCCUCAGGGGCAAGGAGGAGUGAAAAUAACUUUAUUGAUAUCCUCAGUGGCAAGGAGGAAUCAUCGUUGGAGCACAGUUAUAUAAUUUAAGCCUACUGUACAUAUACAAAUACAUCCAUCUAUUACAAUACCAGCAACACGUAACAGUGGGCCUAAUACCUCCAUCUAUUACAAUACCAGCAACACGUAACAGUGGGCCUAAUACAUCCAUCUAUUACAAUGCCAGCAACACGUACAGUGGGCCUAAUACCUCCACCUAAUACUAUACCAGCAAGACGUACAGUGGGCCUACAUUACAGACGUUACAUCACUGAUUCAAUUCAAUGCAACUUUAUCAAUCCCGUCAGGGGCAACCCAGAAAACACAGUCGGACACGGAACACAUGACUUACAGACAUUCAGACUGUACAGGUGUAGAAGUGCAAUACAUUACUUGAAACAGAACAAGUUACUCUGACAUACAUGGACGUCCCCUGAAGUUGUUUGUAAGACAAACAUGUUGGGUGGAUGAGAUAGAGAGAAGGUGUUAGAUGUUCCUCAGGGAGAGGAGGUGUUAGAUGUUGUGAUUUACAGGGAUGUUCCUCAGGGAGAGGAGGUGUUAGAUGCUCCUAAGGGAGAGAAGGUGUUAGAUGUUGUGAUUUGCAGGGAUGUUCCUCAGGGAGAGGAGGUGUUAGAUGCUCCUCAGGGAGAGGAGGUGUUAGAUGUUGUGAUUUGCAGGGAUGUCCCUCAGGGAGAGGAGGGGAGAGGAGGUGUUAGAUCCUCCUCAGGGAGAGGAGGUGUUAGAUGUUGUGAUUUGCAGGGAUGUCCCUCAGGGAGAGAAGGUGUUAGAUGUUGUGAUUUGCAGGGAUGUUCCUCAGGGAGAGGAGGUGUUAGAUGCUCCUCAGGGAGAGGAGGUGUUAGAUGUUGUGAUUUGCAGGGAUGUCCCUCAGGGAGAGGAGGUGUUAGAUGUUGUGAUUUGUAGAGAGGUUCCUCAGGGUGUGUAUUUGAUGUUCAUAUAUAUAUAUGUAAAAUGUGUUUAUUCUAUGCUCUCAAUUUCUAUGUCCCAUCGGUUGUGCCUUCUGUUGGUAACAAGAGCCCUUCAUGUUCUGCUCUAGAUUUAGUUAGUUCUUACUCAGAGAAACUGUGUGUGUUUUUGUGUGUGUGUGUGUAUAUAUAUUUAUACAUUACCAGUCAAAAGUUUGGACACACCUAUUAAUUCAAGGGUUUUUCUUUAUUUUUACUAUUUUCUACAUUGUAGGAUAAU
Molecule: messenger RNA, 3336 nt
Organism: Oncorhynchus mykiss (rainbow trout)
Lineage: Eukaryota; Metazoa; Chordata; Actinopteri; Salmoniformes; Salmonidae
Source: RefSeq, a predicted model, not a curated record